AUGUCAAAAGCCUCUCUUGUGCGCGUGAUGGUGACAAUCGACGAUGUGCUGAGUGGUUUGCGAAGAGGAGGCUGCGAUGGGGAGCGGCCUUCCGUGCGGUGCUUCUUCGGGCGAUCGUGGCGUCGUGGGCUUGGAGGCGUCCUCGGGCAGGAUAGCUUCCGGCACAGUGCCUGUCGCACUGUCUCCCGGGAUAGCUGGAUAGCUGGAGUCAUCGUUCUGACAAAACGCAUGAUUGUGAAGGAUCGAAGCGCAUUGUGCGGAUUGCUGGUUUGCGAUACUCGGAGAAGUGUGGACCCUACAGGGUUCCAUUCUACUAGUAUAUCUGCAGCAGGCAUCGCACUCGAGUCACAACUCGGCAAGCAGCCAGCGCUCGAAUCUAAAUCCAGAAAUUCGCGCUCAGGCUGCCUGCGCCACCGUCACGUCGGUUCUGUGGAUAAACUCGAUGAUGAUCCAUCGGAAUCGAAGGUGGACGACGACAUGCCAGAGAUGGGUUGGCCCGCUCUACGCCCCAUAUCUAUAUUUUGGAAGCUGGUAGCUACGAGUCGUAGUGGUGACGUCUUUGAUGGCUGGCUCUGGCUCCCCGGGCCGUGGCAGGACUGGCAGGACCCUGCAACGACACACGAGGCUCGCGUUCUCGCCUUUUCGGGACUCGCUCGCCCUUGCGCUCUGCGCUCUGCGCAGGCCGCCAUCCUUGGCCGUCUCAACGGGGGCCCUAUCUGCUCCGAACGGCGUGCGGCCGAAGGCGGUUCAGACUCCUCAUACUUGAUCAGAGCUUCCGAGUCUGAGCUAGCACUCCGUCUCGCGAGGCUCGUCACUCAGCCAGCAGCACAGUAA
Messenger RNA from Laetiporus sulphureus 93-53, 834 nucleotides. RefSeq lists its product as uncharacterized. The record is from RefSeq and is a predicted model, not a curated record. The transcript is spliced from 4 exons. NCBI's taxonomy places the organism in Eukaryota, Fungi, Basidiomycota, Agaricomycetes, Polyporales, Laetiporaceae. The coding region runs from base 1 to 834 and encodes 277 amino acids.